AGAAGAGGAUGUAGCUUUAAUUACUUCGGGAAUAUCAACGAAACAUCAUCGUUGGUCACUUUCUACCAAACCACAACGCUCAAAUUGUUUUCUUUUGCUAUCACUGUUACCGAAUCCCUCACUUUCUUCUUCAUCUUCUUCUCCUUUGUCACUUCUCAGCACCACUCAAUCUCUUCAAUUUCUUUCUUCUACUGGCAAUAAGCAUCAGCACACUGCCACAUCCAGUUCCCUUCUGUGUGUUCCUUUCUUCUACUCUCUCCAGUCCAGCCAAAACGAAGCUCCUUCCAUCAUUUUCAGUUUUUUCUGUCAAGUGUUGUUUCUUCUUCUCCCAAACUCGUCCAAACAUUGCUGGUAACAAGUCCCCCAUGAACUUGUUGAGCAGAAUUGUUGGGUUGGGUAGCCCAAGGGCAGCAGAAAACAUGAAUUCAACCACUGCUCGGGGACCAGAUGAUGACAUACCAGCACCAGGUCAACAGUUUGCCCAGUUUGGUGCUGGCUGCUUUUGGAGUGUUGAGCUGGCCUUCCAGAGGGCAUCAGGGGUGAUCAAGACAGAAGUUGGUUAUAGCCAGGGGCAGUUGCAUAAUCCAAGCUAUGAGGAUGUGUGUACGGGGACCACACACCACUCGGAGGUUGUCAGGGUCCAAUAUGAUCCCAAUGUAUGUAGCUAUGAGAGUUUGCUUGAUGUGUUCUGGGCUAGACAUGAUCCUACCACACUGAAUCGGCAGGGAAAUGAUGUGGGAACACAAUACAGGUCUGGAAUAUACUAUUACACACCUGAACAAGAGAAGGCAGCCAUAGAGUCUUUAGAACAACAACAGAAGAAGCUGAACAGGAAGAUUGUUACUGAGAUCCUUCCUGCCAAGAAGUUCUACAGGGCUGAAGAAUACCAUCAACAGUACCUUGAGAAAGGAGGGAGAUUUGGUUCCAAGCAAUCUGCUUCUAAGGGAUGCAAUGAUCCAAUUCGAUGCUAUGGUUAGAUUAAUAUGACUAGAUGUUUAAAGCAGGGAGUUUUCUUGAUAAGUAUUUGUUAAUAUACCAAUAAAGUAAGUCACAAUCUACCUACUCUCUGUAUUCUAUUUAUAGGGUGAAGAUCACUAUAGAAUCCGAAUCAGUUUUAGAGUUAUAUAGUAUUUUAUAUGUAUAGUUAUCUAAAAACUGAUUUUAUAACACCUUUAAUCAGUGACUCUUCUCGAGUUAAAAUAUCGUUAUUUUGUUGGGUUUUUCAUCCAA
Molecule: messenger RNA, 1230 nt
Organism: Glycine soja
Lineage: Eukaryota; Viridiplantae; Streptophyta; Magnoliopsida; Fabales; Fabaceae
Product: peptide methionine sulfoxide reductase-like
Exons: 3
Coding region: 366-977 (203 amino acids)
Biological process (GO): cellular response to oxidative stress
Cellular component (GO): cytoplasm
Molecular function (GO): peptide-methionine (S)-S-oxide reductase activity
Source: RefSeq, a predicted model, not a curated record